UGAAGGAAGACAGAACUCUCGCGAGAAGGCAGGGGUGGAACUUGACCGUGAGGGGACGCUGCAAGGGGAUUGGUCCUGACGUCGCGCGGGAGGCGGGACGGGGACUGCCGAGGGGCGUGGUUUCGGAAGCACGCUGGGUCCCGAGGUCGCGUCGUUUGCAUAGUUGGACAGAGCGCAGCGCUGGCCGCGAUCUCGGCGACCGCAGCUUCGCCGACUCCUGGGGGUGCGGGGAUGCAGUAGAGGGAGUCCGCUCUCCGCCGGAAAGACGGAGCGCAGCGCUGGGCGCGAUCUCGGCGACCGGAGCUUCGCGGACUCCUCGGGGGUGGGGAUGCAGUAGAGGGAGUCCGCUCUCCGCCGGGAACUGCAGCCUGGCGGGCCCGGGAUCCUGGCUCUAGCCUGAGCGACGCGGAAGGGCCACGCGGUCCUCGCCUCAGCCUCCCGCCCCCCGAGGGGUUCGGAAGACGUCCUGAGGACCCUCGGAAGGCGUUACGCCGGCCAGCCGUGUUCACUGUCCCCGUGCUGCCGGGUCUCGGCGGCGGACUGACCCGUUUUCAGGACUGCGAUGGCUAUUCUUCAUUGUCAACUUGUCUAUAUCUGGAAACAACUACAGCCCAGAAGUGGAGAGCACACCUGUAUGAGAUUGUCUGCUUAAAGUGGAUAAACCCACUUCUAGUCCAGACCUUUGAGGUAGGAAGACAUGCAUCUUUAAUCUGGAUCUUGAGGUGGGAAGACACAUGUCUUUAAUCCAAAUCUUGAGGUAUGUCUUUCAUGGGCAUAUAAGCUAUACCUUCAGCUGGAUAUCUGUAUAAGGACGCGUAGAAGAAGGAAGAUUUUUCUCUUUGUCUAUGUGCCCUCAUCUUGCAGGCACAUCCAUUCCUUCACUGGCAUCAAAGCCUACUUCUGGAUUGCAGCAUAUACUGAAGACCAACUGAGACAUGCAGCCUUGUGGGACUGAGCAACCACUAGAUUUUUAGACUUUCUAUUGUUGGACUAUAGGGGAAGGAGAGAGAUUUAUUCCAUAAGUUCUGUGACUCUAGAGAACCCUGACUAAUACAGAUUUUGGUACCAGAAGUGGUUCUAGAGAAGCAGAAGUAUAAGGAUGAAUCUUUUAAGUAUCUGGAAUAGACAUUUCAAUUCACCAGCACCUUCAGCUACUGAAGCUUCUCCAGUCACCCCCUCUCCUGGGAACUCGGAGAGCACUGAAAGCCCAUGGUAUGAACUGUAUUACAAACUUAAAGAGAUAAAUGAAUUUGAUUAUCCUGACUCACCAAUUGUGAGCAACAAUGGAUUAGGUGACCCUGUAUAUGAAACUUUUGACAGUUUGGGAGAAAAUAAGGGAAAUGAUGCUGCUGGUUGGUUGCUUUUAGUAUCUCUGGAUAAACUGAUAAAGGAUAGGAAUGAGCUCCGGGAUAAAAUUAACCAACUUCAGAAUAUGGUAAAGGACAACAAAGAACUUAAUGAGAAAAUUGACCAUCUCCAGAUGCUCAUAAACAAUUUAAAGGUUUCUAAGUGUGCCCUGGAAGAGAAUCUUCUCUCCAGCAGCCACAAAGCUCGAUUUAUGGAAAAUCAAACGAAAGCUCUCAUUAAAAGGUUAGCUGAAUUACAAGGAAAAUUUAAGACCCAGCCUCGGAGGGUGUCGGCAGGUAAAGUAAAAGCAUUAAUUGGUAAAGAAUGGGAUCCUAUAACUUGGGAUGGGGAUGUAUGGGAGGACCCUAUUGAAGCUGAGAAUUUUGAGUACUCAGAUUCUCAAGGGUUUAUCUCACAUGAGGAAGUAGUACCCUCAGCCCCACCCCUUGAAAUACUGUCUUUUUCACCUUUCACUGAGGAAAUUAAUCCUUUAUUAUCUAUUAAACCAGCAGUGGCUGUCUCUAAAGGAAAUACCAGGCAAGACAAUACUGAUGUCCCUCAGAACCUCAAAAUAGUUGCCUCUAGACCUAUAACCAGACUUAAGGCAAAGCAGGCUCCUAGAGAGGACAUAGAAAGUAUGGUCCGUGAGGAGGUAUGCUAUACUACUAAGGAGCUUAAUGAGUUUGCUAAUUCAUUCAAGCAGAAGUCUGGGGAAUAUGUGUGGGAAUGGAUUUUAAGGGUGUGGGAUAAUGGUGGAAGGAACAUAAAACUGGAUCAGGGUAAGUUUAUUGACAUGGGCCCUCUGAGUAGAGAUUCUAGGUUUAAUAUGGAAGCUCGCACAGUUCAAAAAGGUGUCAAAAGUUUGUUUGAAUGGUUGGCUGAAGUGUUUGUCAAAAGAUGGCCUACUGAAAAGGAAUUGGAGAUGCCUGAUAUCCCUUGGCUUAGUAUUGACGAAGGGAUUUUAAGGCUCAGGGAAAUUGCAAUGCUAGAGUGGAUACACUGUGUAAAACCUACUGCUCAACAAUGGGAAGGCCCAGAAGACAUGCCCUUCACUAAUCCAAUAAGACGCAAGAUGGUGAGAGGGGCACCAGCACAUUUGAAGGGUUUUGUUCUCUCCCUUUUGCUUGUGCCAGACCUUAGGAUUGGAGAUGCUGCUGCUCAGUUGGAUGAAUUAAAUGCAAUGGGCUUAAUUGGGCCCUGGGGUAACAGGAGCCCAGUGGCAGCACUGAAUCGACAAAAGCAAGAUGAUCAUAACUAUUGUAUGGCAGCAUAGACAACACAAUGUUCAUAAUGGCAUGACUUGUACGGACCUUUGGUACUGGCUCAUCAGUCAUGGUAUUUCCAGGCAUGAAGUAAAUAAGAUGCCUACUGAAUAUUUGAUCUGUAUAAGUGGAAAAAUUCUCAAACAAAUGAAAGAAAGGCUACAUUGGAACAUGGCACAAGGCAAUCUCAGCCAGUGAAUCAAUUUUCAGAUUUGAGCCAGUUUGCAGACCCAGAACCCCUUGAAUGAAGGAGUAGCCAAGUUCCCCUAAGGAAGGACUUAGAUAAAACACCUUAAAGUUUUACUUUUAAUUGUUCUCCAGUCCUUCCCCAGGGGGAUAGAUGGCCUUUUACUGGGAGAAAGGAAACAAGACUUUCCAGGGUAUGUGGGAUACUGGUUCUGAACUGACACUGAAUCUGGGAGAUCCCAAGUAACAU
Messenger RNA from Mastomys coucha (southern multimammate mouse), 3045 nucleotides. RefSeq names its product Friend virus susceptibility protein 1-like. NCBI's taxonomy places the organism in Eukaryota, Metazoa, Chordata, Mammalia, Rodentia, Muridae. The coding region runs from base 1100 to 2620 and encodes 506 amino acids. The transcript is spliced from 2 exons. The record is from RefSeq and is a predicted model, not a curated record.